Molecule: messenger RNA, 1982 nt
Organism: Strigops habroptila (Kakapo)
Lineage: Eukaryota; Metazoa; Chordata; Aves; Psittaciformes; Psittacidae
Gene: HSD17B2
Product: hydroxysteroid 17-beta dehydrogenase 2
Exons: 5
Coding region: 33-1205 (390 amino acids)
Molecular function (GO): oxidoreductase activity
Source: RefSeq, a predicted model, not a curated record
GGGUGUGUGUGUGCCUGCUUCUCACCCUUGCUAUGGAUGCUCUUGCUGACAGCCCCCUUGGAUGGCUCUGCGUGGGCAUCACUGCGCUUUUUGGGGUGACUGUGCUCUGCACAGCCAAGAGGAGCCCAGUGGGUAAAGAAAAUAUACUGGUCUGGAGCCUCCUGCCUGUCUUGCUGGGGCUGCUGUGCGUGGCCAUGCUGGGCACUGGUGUGGGGCUGGUGGUGUUCUGUACCUCGUGCCUCGUCUCCUCCAUGUACCUGAGUAGCACGGUGCUGCUGCCCGUGGGUGACAAAGCUGUGCUUAUUACAGGAAGCGACACUGGGAUUGGACAUGCACUGGCUAAAUACCUGGACAGCUUAGGCUUUGUUGUGUUUGCUGGGGUUUUGAAUAAGGAUGGACCUGGAGCUAAGGAACUGAGACGGGCCUGUUCUCAGAGACUUUCUCUCCUGCAGCUGGAUGUAACCAAUGCCAAACAAGUCAAGGAAGCCUUUCUAAAAGUCUCAGAGAAGGUGCAAAAUACAGGACUCUGGGGAGUUGUGAACAAUGCAGGCAUCCUGGGCUUCCCUGCUGACGGUGAGCUGCUCCCCGUGAGCACGUACAGGAUGUGCAUGGAGGUGAAUUUCUUUGGGGCUGUAGAAGUGUCCAAGACCUUCUUAUCGUUACUCCGGAAAUCCCGGGGGAGGCUGGUUAACAUGUCCAGCAUGGCAGGAGGCAUUCCACUACCAAGGUAUGCUGCAUACGGUGCAUCAAAAGCAGCACUGGCCAUGUUUUCUGGAGUAAUGAGGCAAGAGCUUUCCAAAUGGGGAAUUAAAGUUGCUGCAAUUCAUCCGUCAGGCUUCCGAACAGGUAUACAAGGUACAUCCGACAUGUGGGAUAAGCAAGAAAAGGAGCUGAUAGAGAACCUCCCAGAAGACACGAGGCACGCGUAUGGCGAUGAGUACCUCCUGGGGCUGAAGAGCUACCUGCUGCAUAUGCCUGCGUACUGUGACGCCAACCUCUCCCCUGUGCUGAAUGCUGUCCUGCAUGCAUUGCUGGCCAAGAGACCACAUGGCUUGUACACGCCUGGCAAAGGGGCUUACCUCCCCCUCUGCAUCUUCUGCUGCUUUCCUCUCUGGUUCUAUGACUUUUUCAUUAGUAAGAUGAUGAGUUCUCAGCCUGUCCCAAGGGCGCUGAGAACAUCAGAAGCAGAAAGCAAGAAUCACUAAGGUAUCCAUUAGCAUUUGUCUUACUUGAUGAGAUAACUGGGGAAAACUCUAUUUUAAGACACUGCUAUUUAUUGUACUGUCUUUGUUAAAUUGCAUCUACACUUCCUUACAAACAGAAGUAAAUCUUUGUGUUAAGAGUAAUGUUCAGGAAAAGCAGUGGAUAAACAGAAAUAGAAAGCUAUUCCCAGAUGGGGCAUUUUUGGAGGAGUUUGAGUGUUUUCCUGAUGUUUUUGUAUCCUGCCUUCUGUGUAAGGUAUCUCAUGAGGUUAUAUAGUUCCUAUCUGUUUCAAAAGGCACCACCAUCACACAGACAGAUGUAUAACCUAUUUUUUUAAAACAAAACAAUCCUUGAAAAUCAACAACCUUCUUAAACGUCAUAAGGAGUUACACACAUUUCUAUCACUGAAGAGAUACAGAAAUGUCUAAUGCAAAUCCUUCUCACUGCAGCUUUGGCCUAAUAUAUUGUGGGCUUUUUUUUUGUUCUGCUGCUGUUGAACCUGAGCGAUUAUUGACCUUUUCUCCACCAAGUUUUGUGAAGUGUAGUUGUGAUGUUUAUCAUGUAUCCUCUUUGCUAGCCUAAGCAACAUAUAUUAGUUGGGAGGAAAAUGAACAAAGACAGGUCAAGACUUUCAUGAAGAAGAAAUCAACCUCCUUCCUACAGUAUUAGAAAAAGUAAUGACAAGUGUAUCAGCUGCUAAUUUGAUAUGACUAUCUUGGUUAUUCUGAGCCUUGCCUGUAUAUGCCUGUGCUUAUUUAAUUAUUAGUAAACUCUGAUCU